AUGGCUAAGAGAGCUAACCCUUAUAGUGAAGAUUUUAUACAACAAAGUAAAAUUUUCGUCAACUUGAAACAAUUCAACAACAACGAAGACAGGCUGAAGAAGGUUUAUGAGAAAACCUUGCAAAAGCUCUUCCAAGGAGCUAAAAAAUCUCAAAACAAUAACAAUAAUACUUCAAUUCAUGAAAUCAAUGGUAUAGCAAUUGAUAGAAAAAAUAAAAUGAAACAAUUAUUUAUUGACAAAAAUGGGACUCUUUCACAUUCUGGAACUUUGGUGUGUCCAGAUGUAUGUAAGCCCUGUGUGUGCGGUGAUGUGAGCCUCCUGUCCUGCCAGUACUGUGAACAGUCUCUGUGCAGUCUCUGUGUGAGACCAUGUGCUCUGUGUCAACACAACUAUUGUACCAAGUGCUCCAUUGUCGGUCAGUGUGAGAGCGGUGUCUCGGCUCGUGACAGUAGUGUCCUAGAGGAACAGGUAUCUAUAGAUGAGAGUGGCCGCGACGCCCAGCACCAGCGGCACCAACCACGAGCUCCAGGAACUGACACAAAUAAAGUUAUAUACUAG
Danaus chrysippus (African queen) is the source of this 558-nucleotide messenger RNA. NCBI's taxonomy places the organism in Eukaryota, Metazoa, Arthropoda, Insecta, Lepidoptera, Nymphalidae. The record is from the annotation of a GenBank genome assembly.